Molecule: messenger RNA, 1655 nt
Organism: Lycium ferocissimum
Lineage: Eukaryota; Viridiplantae; Streptophyta; Magnoliopsida; Solanales; Solanaceae
Product: beta-glucosidase 47-like
Exons: 12
Coding region: 73-1479 (468 amino acids)
Biological process (GO): carbohydrate metabolic process
Molecular function (GO): beta-glucosidase activity
Source: RefSeq, a predicted model, not a curated record
UCUAUAUCUAUAUCAUCUUCAAAAUUUGGAAUAUACAAUUAGGAAAAAAAGAGGGUCUAUUCUUUAAAUAUUAUGGAACCAAAUACUGUAAUGUUGUUUUUUGCACUUAGUGUUUGUUUUUCUAGUUUCAUUGUAUCAUUUUCUCAGACAGAAAAACUUAGUAUUGUCAAAGAAUCGGUUUCAUUUCCAAGCAAUUUCUUGUUUGGAACAGCCUCUUCUUGUUACCAGUUUGAAGGAGCUUUUCUCAGUGAUGGGAAAGGCCUAAACAAUUGGGAUGUUUUCACUCAUGAAGCUGGUCACAUAGCAGAUGGAAGUAAUGGAGACAUUGCUCUCGAUCAUUAUAAUCGAUAUCAGGAGGACAUCAAGCUCAUGGAAGAUAUGGGAGUGAAUAGCUUUCGUUUCUCUAUCUCAUGGGCAAGAAUUUUGCCUAAGGGGAUGUAUGGAGAUGUCAAUAUGGCUGGAAUUCAGCACUACAAUAAGCUGAUUGAUGCACUCCUACACAAAGGGAUCCAACCAUUAGUCACCUUAGUACAUUAUGACAUACCUCAAGAACUUGAAGACAGAUAUGGAGGUUGGCUAAGUCCCAAAAUACAGAAAGAUUUCAGUUAUUAUGCAAACAUAUGUUUCAAAUAUUUUGGGGACAGAGUGAAAUAUUGGGUGACUAUAAAUGAACCAAAUGUAAUGGCGGUUCGUGGCUAUAGAUCGGGGACAUUCCCGCCUGCAAGAUGCUUCGGUUCGUUUGGUAAUUGCAGUGCUGGGAAUUCAGAAAAAGAGCCUUUUAUAGCAGCACAUAAUAUGAUUUUAUCUCAUGCAGCUGCUGUUAGCAUUUACAAAAACAGAUAUCAGGAAAGACAAGGAGGUAUGAUUGGAAUUUCCUUGAAUACACAAUGGUAUGAACCUUUUAGCAAUUCCCCAGACGACAAUUCUGCAGCGCAGAGAGCUCGAUCUUUCGUUUACAACUGGUUCUUAGACCCUAUUAUAUUUGGAAGAUAUCCUGAGGAAAUGCAACAAAUUUUGGGAAACAACCUGCCUGCAUUUUCAAGAAUUGAUUUGAAAAAACUGAAUAAUGGCUUAGAUUUCAUUGGCAUCAAUCAUUACACAGCUGCUUAUAUUAAAGAUUGCUUGUACUCUACCUGUGAACAUGGAUAUUCUUGGUCAGAGGGUUCCUAUUUUCGUGCUACAGAAAAAGAUAGUGUGUACAUUGGGAAACCCACUACAAUGGACUGGCUAUUCGUGUACCCUCAAGGAAUGGAAAAGCUUGUGAUGUAUAUGAAGGACAGAUUCAACAAUACUCCAAUAAUCAUCACUGAGAAUGCAUUCUUUGAGAGUGACAAUCCCAAUUCUUCCCUAGAAGAUGCCCUUAAUGACACUCAAAGAGUAGAGUACAUGCAUAGCUACUUGAAUUCCUUGGAAAAUGCAAUGAGGGAAGGUGCAGAUGUGAGGGGGUACUUCGCUUGGUCGUUCUUUGGACAACUUUGAAUGGUUAGAAGGAUAUACAAAAAGAUUUGGACUGCAUUAUGUUAAUUUUACAAAUCUCCAACGAACUCCAAAAUUAUCAGCCACUCGAUUUAAGGGGCUCAUGUAUAACUUUCAAAGCCAACUAGCAAGACAUUGAAGAGUGAAACAAGUAGAAGCACCAUAUGUGCCUUUAUGAA